AUGACACCACCGUGCGAGGAAGCCGUCACUAGCAUGGACGGAGUACAGAAAGGGGCCUGGAAGCGAGAGGAAUCAGCACAGGAGAACUCCAGCGAACGAAAAAGAGGCGAGCAAGAACCAAAUAUAGGAGUUUGGAGAGGCAUAAUUUCAUCUAUUAAGCACUUUUCAAGCACUAGAGAAGCGACCAAAGCAGCCAGCCCAGGAACUGGGGCCGCAGCCUGGAAGCGAGAGGGAAUCAGCACAGGAGAACUCCAGCGAACGAAAAAGAGGCGAGCAAGAACCAAAUAUAGGAGUUUGGAGAGGCAUAAUUUCAUCUAUUAA
This is a messenger RNA of Nannizzia gypsea CBS 118893, 321 nucleotides long. RefSeq lists its product as hypothetical. Lineage: Eukaryota; Fungi; Ascomycota; Eurotiomycetes; Onygenales; Arthrodermataceae. Bases 1 to 321 code for a protein of 106 amino acids. The record is from RefSeq and is a predicted model, not a curated record. The transcript has 2 exons.